GGACGAGAUGAGGACAAAAAGGUUGGACGGACAGUAUAAGUUGGUGGGGGAAGACAAGCGGUCACUAGUCAAGAGGUGGGAGAGAACAAGGUGCAUGCUCCAGAUGGACGGGUGGUCGGACCGGAGGAACAAACCACAGCUGAACGUCAUGGUGUCUUCCCCGGUCGGAACUGUGUUUUGGAAGUCGGUCUGCAUGGAGGGAAGGGAGAAGAACUCGAAAGCGUACUUCAAGUUGUUGGACGGGGUGAUCCAGGAGAUCGGUGAGGGGUCCAUUGUCGGUGUUGUGAUGGACAUUGCAAGGGUUUGCGCCAAAGCGGGAAAGAUGGUGGAGGCCAAGUACCCCGAUAUUUUUAGUGUGGGUUGCACAGCCCAUGCCUUCGAUCUGGCCCUGGAGGACAUGUACAAGUGCAUGGACUGGCUGAAAGCGGUCGUGGAUAAGGGCAAUCAAGUUGGCAAGUUUUUCACAAAUGUCGAUAAGGUCCGCGUAAUAUACAACAGGAUCGCGAGCGCGCAACUCAAACGUUCGACGGUCACAAGAUUCGCGACGAACUUUGAGAUGCUUCAGUCGCCGAAGGCGGGGAGGAAUCCUUUGGAGCUCUGUGUCUGCAAUGCGGCAUGGGUGGAGAAGUUGGUGAGGGGGGAGCAGGUGGCGGCAUUCAACACCGUCACCCACAUCAUCAUGGACACAAAUGGCUUCUGGAAGGCUGUGGAUAAGGCCAUUGCGGUGAUGGAGCCAGUUGUCAAGCUCCUUCGUUUGGUGGACGGUCCAGGAGCAACUAUGAGCAAAGUGUAUUUCGGCAUGGAAGCAGUUGUGGCUAGAAUGCGCACAUUGGACUGCCUGUCGGAGGCUGAAAAGACGGAUGUGGAGAAGAUUUUGAUGGACCGGUGGGCGUUCAUGACAUCAGAGCUGCAUUGCGCGACCGCCUUCCUCGACCCCAAGUACAGGACGCACACCGUUGCGGAGGAGGAUGCACCACCGAACAAGAAGAGAGGGCGGCCUCCACUUUCGGCCGUGAAGAAGGCUGCAAAAGCAGCAGCAUGUGCAGAGGCCGUAAAGGCUGCAGCAGCCGAGGCAAGAAGGCCUGCGAGGAAGAGAACGGCUGAGGUGAUCGAGGACAACGAAGAAAAUCCGUGUCUUAGCCGGAAAAAACAGUCUUCUUCAUCCUCAUCAUCAUCGUCCGAAGACAGUGCGCCGCAAAACAUAGAGGAGGAGGAGGAAAUGUCCCAGCAAUCGGACGAUAGUGGAGAGGCGGACGGGGAUGAGUCGGAGGAGGACCCGUCGCAGGCGCAGUCUCACGGGAAAGAACAGUCGAGGGAGGAGGACGAGUAGACAUAAGCGAAGCAGUAUAUUGAGG
This is a messenger RNA of Chara braunii, 1355 nucleotides long. NCBI's taxonomy places the organism in Eukaryota, Viridiplantae, Streptophyta, Charophyceae, Charales, Characeae. The record is from the annotation of a GenBank genome assembly.